AUAAGAUAAUCAGUUUAAGAAAGAAAACCAAAUUACUUACUGACGAGCAAUUACAAGCUAAGUUUGAAGUUUAUCGGAAAAAAAUUAAAAGUAGUCCAAAGAAGAGCCGUGAAAAGGCACUGGAUGAAUAUUUAGUUCCAGUUUUUGCUUUGGUGCGGGAGGUUAUUUCGCGGAAAACUGGACUGUUGCUUUUUCCUACUCAAAUAUUUGGAGGAAUAGCCUUGCACUUUGGUAAUAUCGCCCAAAUGAAUACCGGAGAAGGAAAAACUCUGACUGCCUUUUUACCAAUUUCCAAACCAAUACUGGAUUUCUAUGGAAUUAGUUCGGGAGUUAAUUUAACCAAUAUUUCGACUGAGGGGAAAAAGCAACUAUACAAUAAAUGUACUGUUGUAUAUACUACUGGUAGUGAGUUAGGAUUUGACUAUUUGCGGAACAAUUUAAUAACUAGUAUUGAGGAAAAAAAAAAGCAUGAUUAUUAUUAUGCGAUUGCCGAUGAAAUUGAUUCUCUUUUUAUUGAUGAGUGUACUAAUCCGCUCAUUAUUUCCCAGCGAGCUCAGGGCAAAGAUGUUAUUAGCCCAGCCGAGUAUCAAUUAGCCACCAAAUUGGUUAACUCUUUGAGAGAAAAAAAGGACUACAAGAAAGAGCAAAAAUUAGUACUGAUUGAUGCUUUGACUGGUCGUUUAGUUGCGAAUCGAGUGUAUAGCUCCGGUAUCCACCAAGCGAUUGAAAGCAAAGAAAACUUACCAGUUAGUACCAAAAGUAAGACAAUUGCGACAAUUACUUACCAAAACUUUUUCCGACUUUUUGAUAAACUAUCAGGAAUGACCGGAACUGCUAUGAGUGAGGCCGAUGAGUUUCGGCAAGUAUACGGCAUGGAAGAGGGAAAAUACAAGGCUAUUAUUAAGUUAAUUAAAAAAAAUAGUCAAACUAAAAAGAGACCAAUUUUGAUUGGUUCGCCUAGUGUCGAAAUUUCCGAAUACUUGUCAACUUUAUUAACCAAAGAAGGUAUCUUUCAUUAUAAAUUAAAUGCGGUUAAUCACCAACAGGAAGCGGAAAUAGUGGCUCAAGCCGGACAAUUGGGCGUUAUUACUAUUUCAACUAAUAUGGCCGGGCGAGGAACUGACAUUGUUUUAAGCGAAGAGAGUAAAAAAGCCGGUGGUUUGUUGGUAAUUGGGGUAGAAAGAAAUACCAGUCGCCGAAUUGAUAAUCAAUUACGAGGUCGCUCCGGAAGGCAAGGUGACCCCGGAGAAAGUCGUUUCUAUGUCUCCUUAGAAGAUGAAUUAGUAAAAAAUUUUUCUAUUAAAGAACAGGUGGAAAGGAUGUUUAGUCGUAAGCAGUUAAAAGAACUUUUUCAUCGUCCAUUAAGCGGAAAAAUAUUUAAUUAUCUUAUCUCAGAACCCCAAGAAACUUUGCGGAAUGUUCAUGCUUCUAGUCGCCAAUAUCACCUUAACUAUGACUUACUUAUCAAUCGCCAAAGACAACUUAUUUACAAUUACCGUAAUAAAUUAUUAAGUGCUCUUGACUUAACAAAAAUAAUUAAAAAUAAAAAGACCAAGAAAACAAAAGGAGAGAUUGUGCCAAUUGAGCAAGAAUACUUAAAAGCUCGUCUAGUAAAAGGAAUAGAUAAUUUUUGA
Molecule: messenger RNA, 1634 nt
Organism: Ambispora gerdemannii
Lineage: Eukaryota; Fungi; Glomeromycota; Glomeromycetes; Archaeosporales; Ambisporaceae
Source: the annotation of a GenBank genome assembly